AUGGCUACUUUUUCAGCUUCUUCUACGGCUGCUACUCUGCCUGAGCUAAUCUUUCUCUCCCCUCAAAACCCAACAAAAAGACGCAAGCUUUCUCUCUCUAGAGUCCAUUAUCCUGAGCCCAGACGCAGGACCAGGAUUCUUGCAAGAAUCAGAGCUGUCCGGAGAGAAGAAAGUGCUGUUCUUGAUGAGAACGACAGAGAGUUGGAGAUUAAGCUAAAUUCCGGCGUGAAUGGUAAUGGGAAUUCCGGUUACAGUAAUGGCUUUGCUGGGAAUCUCACUAAUGGGAGUGUGGAAGUUGGGAGUGGUGAUAGCAAUUUGGUGAAGCGUGUGAAUGGGGUUGAGAAUGGAAGCGUGGCUGCUGCGAGGAGUGUAGUGGAAGUAGUGAAAUUGGAUGAAGUUGUUAGUGAGAAGAAGACUGUAGAAGAAAUUGGACAAGAGGACGCUUGGUUUAAGAGAAAAGGCCAAGAUCAAGUUGAGGUAUCUGUUGCCCCUGGUGGCAGAUGGAACAGGUUCAAAACAUACUCAACUAUUCAAAGGACAGUAGAAAUUUGGGGAUUUGUUUUCAGCUUCAUAUUCAAGGCUUGGUUGAACAAUCAGAAGUUCUCAUAUAGAGGUGGAAUGACGGAGGAGAAAAAGACUAAGAGGAGAAAGGUACUGGCCAAGUGGUUGAAGGAAAGUAUAUUGAGGUUGGGCCCUACCUUCAUUAAAAUUGGCCAGCAGUUCUCGACACGAGUAGACAUUCUUGCUCAAGAAUAUGUUGAUCAAUUGUCUGAGCUUCAGGAUCAAGUUCCUCCUUUUCCAUCAGAAACAGCUGUGUCGAUAGUCGAGGAAGAACUUGGAGAUUCUGUAGAUGGCAUAUUUGAUAGAUUUGACCAAGAGCCGAUUGCUGCUGCAAGUCUUGGUCAGGUCCAUCGUGCAAAAUUUAGGGGACAGGAAGUUGUUGUAAAAGUACAAAGACCUGGACUGAAGGACCUGUUUGACAUUGACCUUAAAAAUUUGAGGGUGAUAGCUGAAUAUCUUCAGAAGAUUGAUCCAAAAUCUGAUGGUGCAAAAAGGGAUUGGGUGGCUAUCUAUGACGAAUGUGCAAGUGUCUUGUAUCAGGAAAUUGACUACACCAAAGAAGCUGCAAAUGCCGAGCAAUUUGCAAAUAAUUUCAAAGACAUGGAUUAUGUGAAAGUCCCAUCCAUAUAUUGGGAAUACACAACCCCACAGGUUUUGGUGAUGGAAUAUGUUCCUGGAAUCAAAAUUAACCGUAUACAAGCUCUAGAUCAGUUAGGCGUUGAUCGGAAGAGGUUGGGACGGUAUGCUGUAGAAUCUUACCUGGAGCAAAUUCUGUCUCAUGGCUUUUUCCAUGCUGACCCACAUCCUGGAAAUAUUGCUGUAGAUGAUGUUAAUGGUGGAAGAUUAAUCUUCUAUGAUUUUGGAAUGAUGGGAAGUAUUAGUCCAAACAUCAGAGAAGGUCUGCUGGAAGUAUUUUAUGGGGUUUAUGAGAAAGACGCUGAAAAGGUUCUUCAAGCUAUGGUCCAAAUGGGUGUUUUGGUGCCUACUGGAGACAUGACUGCUGUCAGACGAACAGCUCAGUUCUUUCUCAACAGCUUUGAAGAGCGUCUUGCACAACAAAGAAAUGAAAGGGAAAUGGCAACAGCAGAACUUGGAUUCAAGAAGCCAUUGAGCAAGGAGGAGAAGAUUGCGAAAAAGAAACAACGUCUAGCUGCAAUUGGUGAAGACUUGCUGGCAAUUGCUGCAGAUCAACCAUUCCGUUUUCCAGCUACUUUCACAUUUGUUGUUAGAGCUUUCUCAGUGUUGGAUGGUAUUGGGAAGGGACUUGAUCCUCGAUUUGAUAUCACUGAAAUUGCUAAACCCUAUGCUCUAGAAUUGUUAAAGUUCCGUGAAGCUGGUGUUGAAGACUUGAAGAACAGAUGGGAUAGACAAUCUCGUGCAUUUUACAAUCUGUUUAGGCAGGCCGAUAGAGUUGAGAAACUUGCCGAGAUUAUCCAACGACUGGAGCAAGGCGAUUUGAAGCUUCGUGUACGAGCUUUGGAAUCUGAGAGGGCCUUCCAACGUGUGGCAGCUGUUCAAAGCACGAUUGGAAGUGUAAGUUUGUAA
Molecule: messenger RNA, 2106 nt
Organism: Striga hermonthica
Lineage: Eukaryota; Viridiplantae; Streptophyta; Magnoliopsida; Lamiales; Orobanchaceae
Source: the annotation of a GenBank genome assembly